Penicillium argentinense is the source of this 2433-nucleotide messenger RNA. RefSeq lists its product as uncharacterized. The transcript has 2 exons. Gene Ontology annotation, molecular function: metalloendopeptidase activity. Bases 1 to 2433 code for a protein of 810 amino acids. The record is from RefSeq and is a predicted model, not a curated record. Gene Ontology annotation, biological process: proteolysis. NCBI's taxonomy places the organism in Eukaryota, Fungi, Ascomycota, Eurotiomycetes, Eurotiales, Aspergillaceae.
AUGAAGUUCUCCCGGGGUGUCCUGCCCGUAUUGGGUGCUCUAUCGGCUCUCUUCGCGCUUAUUCAAGCGCGAUCUCAAGCUUCAGAGGCGAUCCGCCAGCUCACGCCGAUCGAUAAUGCCAUUAUUCGAACCCCCUCUCACCAACUCGACCACACCUCCCAGUUCGACCUCACCUUCGAGUUGCAUCGCGAUGGCAAGCGCAUAAAGCUAGAAUUGGAACCGAAUCACGAUAUUCUGGCCGACGACGCAUCUGUGCGAUAUGUGGACACUGAGGGCAACUGGCAAACCGAGCCCUUCCAGCGCCAGGAACACAAGGUGUUCCGUGGCCGAGCUCUGGUUGGAUCUGGCAAGGGGAGAUGGACGCCGACAGGAUGGGCCCGAGUCAACAUUCGACGGGAUGGCGCCGAGCCGCUCUUUGAGGGUGCGUUCAGCGUGGAUGGUAACAAGCACCAUAUCGAAUUACACUCGACCUACGCCGCCAAGAAGCGACCGAUCGAUGCCGAUGUCGAGGACCGCGGACACGACUACAUGCUUGUCUACCGUGACACUGAUAUGAUCAAGGGACAUGUCGAGCUCAAGCGGUCUCUGUCGGAUUCCUCAGGGUGUUCAGCGGAUAAGCUCGACUACAAUGCUGACCUGAGCAACUCGAUUUUUCCUGCCGGAUUCGACAUGCCCAACAGCCCGUGGGGAUUCACCUCGCUCGACUCCAUGUUCGGCCUGAGCAAACGCCAGUCCGACGUGGGCGGAGUGUCUGGAAACACUGGCGGGGUGAAUCUCAAGUCCACCAUUGGUGAUUCCUCUGGAUGCCCCAAGACCAAAAAAGUCGCGCUGAUUGGCGUGGCCACGGACUGUGAAAUGACCAACCACUUCAAGUCCAAUUCGACUCCCAAGGACGCUGCCAAAGAGUGGGUGAUCAAUUUGAUCAACACCGCUUCGAGUCUCUACGAAGAUUCCUUCAACGUGUCCAUUGGUCUGCGCAACCUGACCAUCAACGACCCGUCCUGCCCUACGACUGCUAACGACGCUCUGCCCUGGAACGUGGGAUGUGAUAGUGGAAAUAUUACCUGGCGUCUCAACGAGUUCUCCAAGUGGCGUUCCGAGCACGAGGACAACAAUGCGUACUGGACUUUGAUGACUGGCUGCCCGACAAGCUCGGAAGUCGGCGUCUCAUGGAUGGGUCGACUCUGCACAUCGGGUCUCACUAGCAAUGGAGAUAGCUCGGUCACCGGCGCCAAUGUUGUCGUCGGUAACCGGGGUACCACUUGGCAGAUCUUUGCCCACGAAACUGGACACACUUUUGGAGCCGUGCAUGACUGUGACUCGGAAACAUGCGGACAAAACCUGGAGGAUUCAUCACAGUGCUGCCCGCUUUCCUCGUCCACUUGCAACGCCAACGCCAAGUACAUCAUGAAUCCUUAUGCGGACAAUCGUAUGACAGAGUUCUCACCAUGCACAAUCGGCAAUAUCUGUUCCGCUAUCAGCCGGAACAGCAUCCAAUCCUCUUGCCUCUCCGAUAACAAGGGCGUCGUAACGAUCAGCGGCAGUCAGUGCGGCAACGGCAUCGUGGAGUCUGGCGAGGAUUGUGAUUGUGGUGGUGUGUCUGGCUGCGGAGACAACAACUGUUGUGACGCCAAGACAUGCAAGUUCAAGGACAAUGCUGUCUGUGACGACUCGAAUGACAGCUGCUGCUCGAGCUGCCAAUAUGCCUCGGCGAAUACGGUGUGUCGAGCCAGCACCAGCGAGUGUGACAAGGAAGAAAAAUGCCCUGGUGAUUCUAGCUCCUGCCCUGAGGACCAGUAUGAAAAGGAUGGAACAUCUUGCGGUGACGGUCUGAAAUGCGCUAGUGGCCAAUGUACCAGCCGCAACUACCAAUGCCGAUCCGUGAUGGGGACCUUGUUGAAUAGCAACGACACCUGGGCCUGCGACAAUACUAACCAGCCCUCGUGCAGUCUUGUGUGCGGAGCACCCAAGUCCUAUUCCGAGUAUGCCUACGGUACCUGCAUCGAGAUGAACCAGAAUUACCUCGACGGCACACCGUGCGAGUCAGGCGGCCACUGCGAGUCAGGUCAGUGCAAGGGCUCCUCCGUCGGCGGCUGGAUCAGAGACCACAAGAACUUGGUCAUUGGCAUCUGCGUCGGGGUCGGCAGUCUGAUUCUCCUCGCUCUGCUCUUCUGCAUGAUCAACAGAUGUCGAAUGGCCAAGGCGAAGAAGCGUAUCGCGAAGAAACCCCCAAUGGGCGCACCUCCGAUGGGCCGCUACGGUCCUCCACCUCCCCGGGGCCUCCUCAGGGCCAAUGGUAUGGGUAUUCCAAUUAUGGAUACCAAAACGUACCACCGCCUGGACCACCCACUGGUCCUCCGCCUCGCUACGGUUGACGAAUUCUGUUGUCUGUUUCCUCAUCGAUGGUCUUAUACCAUCGAUCUUUUGCAUUAG